This is a messenger RNA of Cyclopterus lumpus (lumpfish), 959 nucleotides long. It is a transcript of the gene polr2gl, whose product is annotated as polymerase (RNA) II (DNA directed) polypeptide G-like. The transcript has 8 exons. Gene Ontology annotation, biological process: positive regulation of nuclear-transcribed mRNA poly(A) tail shortening; DNA-templated transcription; transcription initiation at RNA polymerase II promoter. NCBI's taxonomy places the organism in Eukaryota, Metazoa, Chordata, Actinopteri, Perciformes, Cyclopteridae. Bases 144 to 662 code for a protein of 172 amino acids. The record is from RefSeq and is a predicted model, not a curated record. Gene Ontology annotation, cellular component: RNA polymerase II, core complex; P-body. Gene Ontology annotation, molecular function: translation initiation factor binding; single-stranded DNA binding; single-stranded RNA binding.
CCAUCGAUGACCCGGAAGUGACUGGGCAACGAACGGUCGCAAAUGAGCGGCGGUUUCUGUCAAUACGCUUUGGAUACUUUAUUAAAACAAAAAGUAAAUUUUGUCGGGCACGAAUCGAUCAAUACUUGAUUUCAAUACUUGAAAUGUUUUACCAUAUAUCUUUGGAGCAUGAAAUCUUACUACAUCCGAGGUAUUUUGGCCCUAACCUCCUCAACACUGUGAAGCAAAAGCUUUUCACAGAAGUUGAGGGUACCUGCACUGGCAAGUAUGGCUUUGUCAUCGCAGUGACCACCAUUGACAACAUCGGGGCAGGUGUUAUACAACCGGGGAGAGGGUUUGUCCUCUACCCAGUCAAGUACAAGGCCAUUGUGUUCCGCCCAUUUAAAGGGGAGGUGGUUGACGCUGUGGUCACUCAGGUCAACAAGGUUGGAUUGUUCACAGAAAUCGGUCCCAUGUCUUGCUUCAUCUCUCGCCACUCCAUCCCUUCAGAAAUGGAGUUUGACCCCAACUCCAAUCCUCCUUGUUAUAAGACAGUUGAUGAGGACAUUGUAAUCCAGCAAGAUGAUGAGAUUAGGCUAAAGAUUGUGGGAACAAGAGUAGACAAGAAUGACAUUUUUGCCAUUGGUUCCCUCAUGGAUGAUUAUCUGGGUCUUGUGAGCUGAUUCGCCCCAGAGGGAGCACAUCUAACAUGGGACAUGUUAUGUAGUAGAUUAGUUAUUUUGUUAAAAUUAAUAUUUUUCUACACUGUUUGAUAUGGUAUAGUGACAGGUGUAGAAGCCCCAUAGCGACAUCAUAGAUUUGUUGUUAUUAGUGUAAAAAUCCAGGAGAAUGUUUGCUAAAUCUUUAGCAAGAUGACAUACAAGCAGGACAUUUAUUGUUUCUUUGUAGAAUUCACAUUUUCUAUCAACUAUGUAUUGUUUUUUGUACACUGACUGUAAUAAAGUAUUUUAUUUGUUAUU